CUCCCAUGGCAGGAGCAGUUGAUUCCUUGGGACUGUAAUCUCUUCAUUAGUUAUUCUUGUGUUCUAACCAAGUAAAGUGGCACCUUACCAAUCCAGGACAGAUAAUGUACAAAAGGUCAUUGAGCUCCUCAAAAGACACUCGGGUUGAAUUCUAUGACUGGGCCCAUGUUACAUAAAUGAAACUGUGUGAUUGCAUGUGAUCGCACUUAUCUGAGAUCCAGGCUUUAUGCCCUCCGACAUAGGGUAUCUGGACACACUUUCUUUCAGGAGGUUGCAGAGGUUUAGAAAAAAGUGUUGUGAUAGGCUAGACGUUUGCCAGGCCACUAAUACUUGGAAGUUUGAUGCCCGAAUUACAGACAGUUUUACGUCGAUCGACAAUGUCUGUCGUCGAUCUUCUCGAUUCAUUCCACGGCAGGCCAAGGUGUUUGGCAAUGAUUCACAGUGCAGGAAACUGGUCCAGCUGUCAGUCGGUCCCACGAAGUCCUGCGGGCGGGUUUCACUUUGGCUUGAGCUGAAUAAAGUGCAUCCGAUCCAUUCUAUCGAGAGUCAAUCAGGUUCCAGCUCAAAAGUACGAGCCCAUUCUCACUCAAUCAAUUCCAGGACAGGACGGCGAUGGAGUCCAGGUAAGGCGAUGGAAGGCGAUGGGCUAGCAGGCCCAGUACGAGGCGAGGUAAGGCGAGGCGGCGAUGGGAGGUUUGCCUUUCCACCCCAAAACGAGACAGCACCUGACUUCGGCCCGACUGUGACCGUCGCAGGCGUAGAGGCCGAGCCAGGCAGGAGCGUCGCGGAGGAACUUCAAGGGACGCGCUUGGUGGCCCGCUCGGCUCGUGCGCCGGCGCCACUCAUCGAUCGCCUCGAGCCUUUCGACGCGGGCGGGGCCUUCGCACGACACGAUGUUCUCGAUCUCUUGGGCGAAGGUGGAACUGCUCGACCUUCAGUCGCCGGUGGCUGGAUCGCGGCUUGACGGCGUCCGACGAGUCGAAGAUGGCCGAGUGGUAUUGCAGAGCCUCCGUGAACCGGCCCAGGACGUUAGGCGCGACUCUCGUUCACGACGCAAGGCAGCUGCAGCACGCUGUUCAUGGACAGAGCCUCGCCGUCGCGAAGCUCCACCUGCCAGCGUCGCGGGUUUUCCUGCGACUCCGUCACUACGCGGAACCCGAACGGCACGCCGUGCUGCGCGGCGCAGCAGCCAUUUCCCGACCUACCUCGUCUAGCAGGCGGCUAUCAGCGGCCGGACGCAAUGCGCAGCGAGUUCGGACGGCCGCAUGGUCUCGUCGACAUGAGCGUCGUAUGAGCGACGGCCACUCAAGCCGGUGGCUCAUGCUGAGGUCGACGACGUGCAGAGCGGCCUCGCCGUCGAAGACUUCGAGAAUGGCGCAGUUGGCAGCGUAGUGACCGAACGCCACGUCAGCAGCGGCCGUGUACAUCAACCACGUAUCGACAUACCUUCGUCGGCGGCGAGGCGAGGCGGCAGGCCCUCGACGAAGCACGACGUCACACGCUGCAUGGAGUCGGCGUAGAGAGACGCCAGGUCUCGCCGCAGUGAAACGCAGUGACCGGCGACGGACUCGAAUGACGGCGACGGCCACGAAGAGCUCGACAACGUGGCUGCCGAGGUCGUGUCUACGAGGGGGAUAUGGUUCCUGUGAUUCUUCACUCGAUCCGAGGAAUUUUCCCGCGGGCUGUAUGAUUUGGAAACUGCAGCAGCCUCACGGGAGUAGAAUCCGAGUGCAAUUUCCCAACGAGCGUUCUCUGGCUGCUGCUGCUGCUCAAUCACCACUGCCCUUCGGAGGACGAUCAUCGCAGGAAGAGGCUGCAUCUACCGAAGAGGGGAAUAGAUCUUUUAUGUCCAUGAUUGCAGUCGAUGACUCGUGAUCGAGCCUUCAUCUGAUCCGUAAAUCCAAGACUCCAUCCGGAGCAAUUCCUGAAUUCCGGAUGCACUCUGAAACCCCCUCGAGUCAAACUCUGUGCAUACUGGCUUCUUUUCCAUAACAUGGCCUCGGUCUCGCCUGUGGACGCCAGACAUGCGCUUUGCUUGCAAUUGACUCUGCUCUCAGCUCCCUCGCCCGCUGCGCCGCAGCAGCUGCUGCUGAUGUCGAUGGUCAGGUAAAACGAGCCGCCGCGGCUGUGCAUGCUGCUGCAGCCGUCUGCUCGGGCCGGACAUGCUGUCGGAGAGGAGGAGAUAUCCACGCUCUCAGAUAUAGCAGAUUCGAAUUCAUUUAGAUCGAGAACCGCAGGCUGCUGGUGGGACUUGCUGAAGCAGCAGUCACUGGUUGAAGUAAAUGAUGGAAGCAGGUUUUCGUGAGCCAUGACUGUCGAGCUUGGCAAUUGACUCUCUCGCGAGACAGGCCGAUCUUCAUGUUCAAUCAUAGUCGGGCCUUGUCAACUUGGACCUCAUGCCAUUCAUUAUCAGGCUCAGUGGACGGGCACCUGUCGAGGCCCCUACAUUGACAAGACUUCUUUGGAAGUUCAGUGAGUUUACGCAUGUCCGUCGGGGUGACGGGGGGUGGGGAGUUUACGCAUGGGGUUCGUUCGCUUUGAAGAAUGCAGAAGAAGGAGACGACCUGGAUUCGGCAUAAAUGUGACCUCGAAGAAGUUGAGCAAUGUUGAUGUAAAAAUAUCCAUGUGCGUGAUCAUCUGGAGAAUCACGACGUGGAAUUUCAUGAUGAAGCCUCGAGAGGGUUGGCCUCGACUAAUGGCAUCAGAUGCAAGCAAGGGUAUGGAAUGAAACUUGGAAAAUGCUCGCAAUUUCGAAGAGUGGCCUCGAAGUGGCUGAAGAAUCUCGGGUCCUGAGUCCCAUGUCCCUCGUUCAUUCUUGCCGGAGUGUUAUUCACACUAGCUCUGCUGAUCACUGCUUGACAGUAAACCGGACGAAACUGCUUAACAAGGUCCUCGCUGAUGAAAGUAAAUCUCGAGUUUUGAGAGAAGCAAUUUUCUCCGUCAUUAUCAGAGGCCUUGGUGUGUCUGUCUUUACCUCUUGAGCUUGCGUGGGCAUGGGGCGGACGGCUUUUCUCCUUCUGCUUCCGGUACAAACGUCAAUGUUGUAGGCUGGUUAUCGAGUAGGAUAGGUAGGCCCUCUCAAGCUUUCCCCCCCACCACCUAAGAAUCGUAGGUGCGAGUUUCGUGGAAUUGCUGCGCCGAACCAUAUAUAUACAGAAACAAAAAAAAAUUGACUCUUUAUACUAAACCCUCAUUGUUCAACAUUAGUGUUCCAU
Messenger RNA from Marchantia polymorpha subsp. ruderalis, 3215 nucleotides. The record is from the annotation of a GenBank genome assembly. Lineage: Eukaryota; Viridiplantae; Streptophyta; Marchantiopsida; Marchantiales; Marchantiaceae.